This is a messenger RNA of Phytophthora sojae, 795 nucleotides long. RefSeq lists its product as hypothetical. NCBI's taxonomy places the organism in Eukaryota, Oomycota, Peronosporomycetes, Peronosporales, Peronosporaceae. The annotation marks the transcript as partial. The record is from RefSeq and is a predicted model, not a curated record. The transcript has 2 exons.
CCAGAUUUUUUGGCGUUUAUGCGUGAGUGUGGCGGUGAAGAGGUUGAUGAAGAGGACGACCCUGAAGAAGUGAGCAGAUCACAGUUGAAACUCCUGAACAUCGUGGACUUGACGAAUCUGAGUGACUCGGAAGACAUGGAUAGUGAUUCUGAAUCCCCAGCGCCAACUCCCCGCGCAGGUGCAGCUGGCGGAACGUGGUACCUCCCGACACUCGAUAGCGAGCGUAAACGGGCAAAACCGGAGAAGGUUAUGUGUGAGCUGUGCGAGGAAAGUGGCGUGCCGUCCAGGUUAAUCCGCUGCCCUACGUGCACAAAGUAUUAUCACAAGAAGUGUGCGAAGGAGAACGGAGACGAGAAUAUCUGCUGGAACUGUGAGCUUGGCUCGAUGAUUGACGAUAGCGAGCUGGAUGCAGAACACGACAAGCACGACAGUGAAUAUCUAGCGUAUUUAAGAGCUAUACGACGCGCUUCAUCGCCUGCUGAUGGCGAAGGCGAGGAAGAAGAGGAGGAAGAAGAAGAUGAAGAGGAGGAGGAGGAAGAAGAGGAGGGCGGCGAGAAUCAACGGGACGGAGACGAAGGCGCACCAGGCGGUGAAAAUGGUGAGGGGGCUUCUACUGGAGAGGGUGACGCAGAAGGGAAUAUCGCUCAGAAGAACCCAGGUAAGACGCGGUGGAUCGAGUUUAUUGGAGGAGCCACAGCGGACAUCGACGCAUCUUUCCACGAAGUUACGAACCGUAUCGCCGAUGAGCUUCGUGACGAGGAGAAGAAGCAGCUGUACUCUCGCGGUUUCGUGUCA